Messenger RNA from Helobdella robusta, 2427 nucleotides. RefSeq lists its product as hypothetical. The coding region runs from base 108 to 1502 and encodes 464 amino acids. The transcript is spliced from 12 exons. The record is from RefSeq and is a predicted model, not a curated record. Lineage: Eukaryota; Metazoa; Annelida; Clitellata; Rhynchobdellida; Glossiphoniidae. Gene Ontology annotation, molecular function: pantothenate kinase activity; ATP binding. Gene Ontology annotation, cellular component: nucleus; cytosol. Gene Ontology annotation, biological process: coenzyme A biosynthetic process.
AUAGUUUUUCAAUGUUAACUCUCAAGGUGUAAACUCACUUGCAAUUUCCCUUUGUUAUUUGUUAAUAAAUUGAUUUAUUUUGAAAUAAAUUUAAAUAAAAUACAGAAAUGGCGUCACCAUCAACAUCUGCCACAACAACAGCAGCCACGACAGUGGCCACCCCAGCGGCAGCCACAGUAGCGUCACCAUUCUACGAAGAUGAUGGGGAGAUAGUGUUGAAAGUUUCGCACGACUUCAUGAAGUUUCCACUCGGUUUUGUGGUCGAUGCCGGUGGUUCCGUUACGAAAGUCGUCUACAGGUCGAAGAAGGAUUACAAAGCAGGCCAGCUAAUCAAGCCUUCAGAACAUGGCUUACUACGUCUCAGAUAUUUCAAAAUGUCCGACAUAUUUCAAAUCAUCGAUUUUUUGAAAGACCACUGUGACGUCAUUUCGACCGGAAAAGGAAGUGGAUACGAACAGGCCACGUGGCAUAUGACUGGUGUUACAGCACAGCAUUUUAAAGCGAAACUUGAAGAAGAAUUUGAAAUAAAAACGAGUCUUUGCUCUGAAAUGAUGGCUCUGCAAAACAGUUUGAAACUGAUGCCGGAGCUCCAACUCGGCUUCUACGGCAUGAACAUGGAGUCUCAUCUUUUCGCGGCGAAAAGAGUUCGUGCAAUCGCACAGGCUGUCAGUAAAUUCGUGGAGUUAGGAGAUACGACCCUGGAAAAUUAUGAUGUCAGCAGAAUAUUGGAUGGAAAUGGAGUUAGCGAGGAUCUGGAGAAAUUGGUGAUUUCUCAAUCAGGACCGCCUGAAAUGGAAGGGGCAAUUUUUGAGUUGAUGAUAUCGUCUGAUGAUGCAAAAUGGGCCGAGAAAUAUUUGGGAAGUUUGACUAAUGAGUUGGUUGUUCCGUCAAUUUUGACGUUGUUUGGAUCUGCUGCUGUCACUUUGUUGGUAAGCAAGGAUUAUAAACUGAAAGGUGUGGACUUCACAUCGGUAGCUGGCAAAACUUUGACCGGCCUAUCCGAAGAGCUCUGUGGUGAAAAAGAUUUUGAAAAGUUCAUGGAGAUGGCAUCCAGAGGGGACUUGAACAAAGUAACAACACUGGUUGGAGAUCUCAAGAAUGAGAAGCACACGGAAGAUGAUUGGUACUCCUGGUUCCCAGAGGAAUAUCCCGCCUUCGAACUGGGGAAGUUGUCAUCCGUCAACGUUAAAGGAAAAGGCACAUAUUCGAAAGAGGAUUUGGCAGCCGGAAUCCUAAACGUUCAAGUAGCUAGCAUAGCAAAGACGGCCCUCCACAACUGCCUCAUUCACAAGGUAGACCACGCAUACUUCGCUGGCUCGCUCAUGAAGUAUGAAGUGGCCAGGAAGAUGAUCAGCAAACAUUUCUUAUCAGAUUGUUUCAUGCUAGCCAUGGAAGGGGGUCCCAUAUUGAAGCCAUUCUUCAUACGCCAGCCUGGCUUCCUGGUGGCAGUUGGAGUUUGGGCGGCGAACGUGGAAGUUACGAAAAAUUUGGAAAAAAAAUAACACCAAGAAUGUCAAAAUUUUCAUAAAAUUCAACUUUUCUGCACUCAACUUUACAAAAGGAGCUUCAGUGCUUCAAAAUUAUCGUGAAUCAUAACUUUUUAUACCAAAUUAUAACGGAAUGAAAUGUUGCCACAAGAAGUUGUUGUGAAAGUUAUAAAAGAUGAAUGAGUGAGUGAGUGAAUGAAUGAGUAAAUAAGUGAAAAUUGAAUGACUGUGUAGAUAAAAGAAUGAAUGAACACUUCACACACUGAAUCGCAACCUAAUUUCCAAAUUCUAAAUAUAUAUGAGAGUACAUGUGUGUGUGUGUGUAUGUGUGGGCGAUCAUUGUUAACACCGACCAUCGUUAUAAUCAUGUGAAAAGGUAUCAAGCCAACAAUGUUCACACAACAAACAUACGAAGAACAUACGUACAUACACACGCACACACACACGCACACACACGCACACAUACUCAUCAACAAUCAUUCUACUAAUCCUUUAUAACAGUUAUGAUGAAGAGAUUUUUAAUUUUUAAAUAAUAUAAACAGAUUAAUUAUAAUUAAUAUUUAUAGUAAAUAAGAAAAGUUUAGAGAGUAAUAAAAGCCAAAUCAUAAGAAUUUUUAUUGUCAGGUUAUUAAAAAAGCUCUCAGGAUUUCACAACAGCCCAACUAAACAAUCACGAAAGCACUUGUUAUUUUAAUCUUAAGACUCUGAAAAAAGCUUUAAGAAGCUGUCUGCAAAUAAGUACAACACACAUACACGCACCACACAAACACACUUUCAGACAAAUUACUCAAUCCAUCAAUCGUAUUUUGUCUGUCUGGGAUGACCUCAUCAAACGCAUGCUUGCUACCGUGUAUGUAUGUAUGUGUGUAUGCGAAUGUAUGUGUGUAUGCGUAUGUAUGUGUGUAUGCGUAUGUAUGUGUGUAUGCGUAUGUAUGUGUGU